This is a messenger RNA of Hibiscus syriacus, 921 nucleotides long. Its product is annotated as twinkle homolog protein, chloroplastic/mitochondrial-like. Gene Ontology annotation, biological process: DNA replication. Bases 296 to 835 code for a protein of 179 amino acids. NCBI's taxonomy places the organism in Eukaryota, Viridiplantae, Streptophyta, Magnoliopsida, Malvales, Malvaceae. The record is from RefSeq and is a predicted model, not a curated record. The transcript is spliced from 6 exons. Gene Ontology annotation, molecular function: ATP binding; single-stranded DNA binding; 5'-3' DNA helicase activity.
ACCAAAUAUAACUUAUGUUGCACGAGUAACCUACAAUUGAGAUAUUCAGAAACCUCGAUUAUUUAAUCAUCCAAGUCCACCCCAAAUACCGUAAAUUCUCUUUAACUUGAUACUUCAAGUAGCAUAUCAUUCUCCAAGAGACGGUUUGGGAAACUAAUGAAUUCCUGGAAAUAAAACCUACAUUUAUAUGUUUGCAACUGUGGUUUCUUUGAACAGUCUUGUUUUAAUAUAAUAAUCACCAAUUGGUUUGUUUGUUACUUUUGCUGGCAAUAGCUAUGGGAGCAAUGCAGAUAGAAUGAGUGUUCAGGAACUAGAGGAAGGGAAGAAAUGGUUGAAUGACACAUUUUAUCUCAUAAGGUGCGAGAAUGAUUCUCUUCCGAAUAUAGAGUGGGUUCUUGAUCUUGCAAGGGCAGCGGUACUAAGGCAUGGUAUUCAGGGGCUUGUAAUUGAUCCUUACAAUGAACUUGAUCAUCAGCUCCAAACUAGUGAGACUGAAACGGAGUAUGUAAGCCAGUUGCUUACGAAGAUCAAACGAUUUGCUCAACAUCACUCUAGUCAUGUCUGGUUUGUUGCACAUCCAAGACAGUUGCACCAAUGGACUGGGGCUCCUCCUAAUCUCUACGACAUCAGUGGAAGUGCACACUUUAUAAACAAAUGUGACAAUGGAAUUGUUAUUCAUCGGAAUCGGGACCCCGAGGCUGGACCUGUUGAUCUAGUACAAGUCUGUGUGCGGAAGGUACGAAACAAGGUUGUAGGAAAUAUAGGCGAUGCGUUCUUGUCUUAUGAUAGGGUGACGGGCAUAUAUAAUGACUUUGACGAACGACAAAUGAAGUGAAAGGCCAUGGCGUCGUUCGAUUGGUAACUGAAAUUUUGUAUAGUAUGACCAUUGAUUAUGCAUGGAGAGCCUUCUUUCCUGAUGUA